AUGAAUACACAUGGAUCUGGAGAAAUAUCAAAUUGGGAUUUAACAGAUGAAUCAGCAUCGAUAACUCUAGUUGCUUUCAAUCUUAAUUCGCACAUUAUGGCAGAUAAAAUAAAAAAGGAUAAGACGUUACCACAUCAAUUUCAACUAGUUUGUACAAAUGCAACACGCGUACAAGAAAUUGAUUUACCAUUUGAUCAUCGUCAAAUAUCGUACAACUUUAUACAUUUAAAUCAAGUGAAUAUUCUUCCAUUAAAUUCAAUUAUAGAUGUGCAAAUCCGAGUCUUGCGUGAUUAUGGCAUUUCAACAGGUACGAGAAAUGAAAGUUUAUGGAGUCGACGAGACUUACAUGUUGAUCAAGACGGAGUUCACAUUGGAAUGACAUUAUGGAACAAUCAAGCUCGUUUAAUUGAUCAAAAUAUGGCUGGUCUUAAAAUAAAAUUCAAACGUGUAAAAGUUUCGUGGUUUGAUGAUCAAUAUCAGAAAAAAAUAUCAUACCAUUUUAUUCAUGCGAAUCCAUCUGUAUUAUUUGAAAAUAAUUUUACUCUUGGAUUAUUUAUUAAAGUUCUGAUUCAUUAUUUACUACGUUUAACUGCUGCACAUAAGUGUUCAUCAUUUAAUAUAAAUUUUACUUUAAAAAAAUACACUAUUACUAAUCUAAUUCUACUAUUAACACCAUAUAUUAGCAUAUUACGUUUAAAAUGUACUGAAUGUCAUAUACUUUCAAAUUGCAUUACUGCUGCUGAAACUGCUUAUUUAUUAGUUUUGAAUGCACGUUAUGAAUUCACCGUAGCAAUUGAUCUGAACGUUUAUUCUAAGAACCAACAAUUCAGAUUAUUUGAUUGCGUGAAAAAAGGCAAAGGCAAUUCUCUUCUUCCAUGUACUUAUUUUCUGUUUAAUAAUGGUUCAGAAAUUUCGUAUAUGGAUCUUCUUCAAAAAUCAAUCGUGACUAAUAUUCAACAAAUAGACCUACCAAUAGUUUACCUAGAAAAUAAUCAAUUCUUAUGCAAAUUAAUUAAUACAACCGUUUCAUCACAAUCCGUUUAUUAUAAUCUUAACAAUUUAAGCGAUAUCAAUGCUCAUAUUAAGUUGUUCUUUUCAUCAAAUACAAACUGUGCUUCUAUUUCGAAUUUGAGUAAUUCAAAUAUUACUCCAAUGACUACAUAUAUUAACAUUGAUCAAUCUCAAUAUCAAAUACAACAGUUUAUUCCAUUCGUGGAAAAGAUAAUAAAAUCAGAUACACUCCAUCAAGGUUAUAUUUACUCCUGUGUACGUGGAAACCACAAUAAAGAUCUAUUAUUUUUUAAUAUUGGAGGACAAUAUCGAUUCUGUCCUCGUAAAGGCACACAUCAUCAAAAUAAUACAACAGCAAUUUUAAUAGACAUAAAAAACUACACAUAUUGCAUUCGUUGUAAAGAUCCUGAUUGUAAUAAUUGUUUUUUACUUUGGAAUAGUAUUGAAUAA
Messenger RNA from Rotaria sp. Silwood2, 1461 nucleotides. Lineage: Eukaryota; Metazoa; Rotifera; Eurotatoria; Philodinida; Philodinidae. The record is from the annotation of a GenBank genome assembly.